UUUUCUUUUUCUUUAUUCCAAAAGUGAUCUCUGCUUUAUUGGUUUUCAUUGAAAAAUGAGAAUUUGGGAAAUGGUGGGAAAUGAAAACUGGGAAAAGAGAAAAAGCUCCUGCCUUUUUCCUACUAGCGCAUCUGGUUUUUGCUCAUUGGUGUUCAAAGGUCCCCCUCAAGUUUCCAUUUUCCAUUUUCAUUUUCCAUUUUCUUCAGCUCUGCAGCCUGGCUGCUGCUGUUGCUCCUCUACAGUAAGAUUCCUGCAGCCAUCCACCUAGUGGCCAAGAUCCCCCAAGCCCCCACCCCCUUGCAAAGAUUGCAUCUUUGGAGUCUUCUCUCCCACUGAGAAAGGCCUUAGACCACUCUCCCUCCUUGAAGACCAUGUUUUUUUUUUCUUUUCCUCUCUCUUUUUGCUGAUAUGUUGAUUUGAUUGUGUUCAGCUGAGGUCUAUACAGCAUUUCUUUUGCCACUCAGGAUUGGGCCCUUUGUUUUCAGGUUUUGUUUCUUGAAUGACAGGCAUGAAUAUUGCAAGUUCUUUGCAAUUAGUUGGAUGUAGUCCUAUUGAAUAAUAUAAUGAUGAGACAGUCAGACAAUCGAGGGAAUUGCUCAGGAUCAACCCAAUCAGAGGAAUCAGCAUUGGAUAUGGAGAGAACCAUAUGCAAUCACUCAAAUCUUCCUUCUUCAAGUCCGUCCUUACAACCAUUCACUUCAGGCGGUCAGCACUCUGAAAGCAAUGCUGCAUAUUUUUCAUGGCCUAACUCAACUCUAUUGCAUGGUGCUGCUGAAGGCCGAGCAAAUUACUUUGGUAACCUUCAGAAAGGUGUCCUACCAGGACAUCUUGAUCGGCUACCAACUGGGCAACGGGCUACCACAUUGCUUGACUUGAUGACUAUCAGAGCGUUUCACAGCAAGAUCCUACGGCGUUAUAGUCUUGGUACUGCUAUAGGCUUUCGUAUUCAGAAGGGUGAAUUAACCAAGAUACCAGCAAUUCUCGUUUUUGUUGCUCGGAAAGUGCACAGACAAUGGCUUAGCAACAUUCAGUGCCUGCCAUCUGCUCUUGAGGGACCGGGGGGUGUGUGGUGUGAUGUAGAUGUUGUGGAGUUCUCCUAUUAUGGGGCACCUGCACCAACCCCAAAGGAACAACUGUACAAUGAGCUUGUGGACGGCUUGCGUGGAAGUGAUCCGUGCAUUGGUUCUGGUUCUCAGGUUGCAAGUCUUGAGACGUAUGGAACAUUGGGUGCCAUUGUGAAAAGCCGAUCAGGCAACAAACAAGUUGGUUUUCUGACAAACAGACAUGUGGCAGUUGAUUUGGAUUAUCCAAACCAAAAGAUGUUUCAUCCUUUACCACCUAACCUUGGUCCUGGAGUCUAUCUCGGCGCUGUUGAGAGGGCAACAUCCUUUAUUACUGAUGAUCUUUGGUAUGGGAUAUUUGCCGGAACAAACCCAGAGACUUUUGUGCGAGCGGAUGGAGCGUUCAUUCCGUUUGCUGAUGACUUUGACAUAUCAAAUGUUACCACUUUGGUGAUGGGGGUUGGUGAGAUUGGAGAUGUCAAGCUCAUAGACUUGCAGUCUCCCAUCAACAGCCUCAUCGGGAGGCAGGUAGUGAAGGUUGGAAGGAGCUCUGGCAAGACAACGGGGACAGUUAUGGCGUAUGCUCUUGAAUAUAAUGAUGAGAAGGGGAUAUGUUUUUUCACUGAUUUUCUGGUCGUGGGUGAGAGCCAGCAGACAUUUGAUUUGGAAGGUGAUAGCGGGAGCCUUAUCAUCUUGACUGGACAAGACGGGGAAAAACCACAGCCGAUUGGAAUCAUAUGGGGAGGAACAGCUAACCGCGGAAGGUUGAAGCUUAAAAGUGGCCAUGGACCCGAAAAUUGGACAAGCGGAGUUGAUCUGGGUCGACUUCUUGAUCUUUUGGAACUUGAUCUCAUAACAACUAGUGCUGGACUUGAAGAAGCUUUGCAGGAGCAAAGAAUUGCUUCAGCAGGAGUUGAUUCUACAGUUGGCGAGUCAUCCCCAACUCUGCCGAAAGAAAAGCCUGAAGAAGCAUAUGAAUCUCUCGGUCUUAAGAUUCAACAAUUACCGGUUGAUGAUGCUUCAGGUUCUGGAUUGAUUCCUCCUUUUACGCAUGCUGAAUUUCAUGUUGAUAAUUUGGUGGCCACAAACAAUGUGGAAGAGCACCAGUUCAUUCCAAGCUUCAUCCAAUCCCCGCUUCACCGAAACCAUGAUGAUAAUUCUGAACUGAAGUCUCUCUCUGCACUAAGGAACUCCUCAGAUGAAGACCUUUGUUUUUCUUUGCAGUUGGGGGAUCGAGAACCUAAACGACAGCGCACAGAACCCACAUUCAGCAAUGGUUCUCCAAAAUGAACAGGAUUCACACCAUUAUCAAUCAUGCAUCAGCUUGCCGGCAAGUUGAGCUCUGUAGAAUAAAUUUAUGUCACUGUAAGAGGGCAACUACUUUUUUCUGCACAAUGGCCUAUAUAGAAUCAACGACGAAUCUAGAGUCAACUGGGUUCGGCGCAUGAUUAAUCCUCUCUACUGCCACAUUGCAGCAAUAAAAUGGUUUUGUGCGGCGGUGGCAAUGCACAGGUCAGUCAUCCAACAAGCCAAUGUUCUUACAGUUUUCUGUGUCUCAAGUUAUGGCAUUUCCUUAGCACUUAAAGUACCGAAAGCCGAUAUUAGGAUAUAAUUUACUCAAUCCUCGAGCUCAAGCUCCAUUUGUACGUCACGUCUUGAGUAUAAGAAAAAACAUUUAGCUCGAGCUCAGGAAUCACUUCCUCUUCGAGAUGAAAUAUAUCAUUCGAGCUGCUGUUUUCUUCAUGCAUUAUGAAAUACUCUCUUAUGUCUUGUUCAUACGAAAUGUGUCGGGUCAUGAUUAUGUCGAAGUCAUCAGUGUGAAUGAUUUUUCUUUGAUUAUCAGAACCUUCAUAAUGCAA
Molecule: messenger RNA, 2920 nt
Organism: Dioscorea cayenensis subsp. rotundata (Guinea yam)
Lineage: Eukaryota; Viridiplantae; Streptophyta; Magnoliopsida; Dioscoreales; Dioscoreaceae
Product: protein NARROW LEAF 1
Exons: 7
Coding region: 564-2351 (595 amino acids)
Source: RefSeq, a predicted model, not a curated record